This is a messenger RNA of Saimiri boliviensis boliviensis (Bolivian squirrel monkey), 1600 nucleotides long. Lineage: Eukaryota; Metazoa; Chordata; Mammalia; Primates; Cebidae. The record is from RefSeq and is a predicted model, not a curated record.
GACGCGCUGGGCUCUGGUUUCCCAGUUCCGGCUGCUGCGCGGGGCUAGCGGGGCUUCCACCGAUGGCGCGCUGGAGAGAGGGGCGAGGGUGGCGCCUGGGGGAGACUCCGAGCAGACACCGGUGUUCUCGCGGCUGAGGACAGUUCUAACGCGCGCGCGGCGCUUCGUGCGGUCCUGGGACCUUUCUGGCCAAGAGGGCGCUGGCUUUGGUGGGGAGGGGACAAGCCCAGAACUGCCCGGGCGCGGGGGCGGGCGCAGAGAGUCCCCGGGAGGGUGCCCCCAGCAGGACGGGAGCAGUGACGGGGAGUCCUGAGACCUCCACCAAGCAAACCUUCCCGGGGCCCGUGGAAAGGCGCAAAGGUCACCAAUGCAAAGGCAGGGCGUCGGCAGUGAGCCCGGAGAAGCUGCUGGGAAGCCUGGAUGUGAGGACGGUGGGGUUUUGUGGCGGGUAGAAGUGUCUGCAAGGAAACGUUAAAUACCGGAGGCACGCACAGUCCGACGUCCGGCGUAGGUGGUGCAAGUUUUCUGCUGGGAGUGGGGAGGACGGCUAUAGUUAGUUGAGGUGGUCCAAGGUGACAGGAAAGUGCUGGAGGAGUCGGUUGCUCUAGGGAUUGCAAGCCAGAAUAUUACCCACCUCCUUUCAAUAAACGGGUUUAUUGCAAAUAGAUAACAUGGUCAGGAGUCCAGGCGACGCAGCAUUUGGAAGCUUUCAGUCAGCAAGAGGCGCACCUGCUGAGGCACAGGAGCAUCAGAUCCAUGCUGCUGCUGACUCGGGGCCCCAUGGCUUGGCACAGGCUCUCUCAGCUAAAGCCCCCAGCCCUCCCUGGGACCCUGGGAGGCCAGGCCCUGCAUUUGAGGUCCUGGCUUUUGUCAAGGCAGGGUCCUGCAGAGACAGGUGGGCAGGGCCAGCGCCAGGGCCCUAGGCUUCGAACCAGGCUGCUGAUCACAGCCAUGUUUGGAGCUGGACUGGGUGGGUUCUGGCUGGCCCUGAGGGCUGAGAAGGAGAGGCUGCGGCAGCAACAGCGAAUGGAAGCCCUACGCCAGGCAGCUGUGGGCCAGGGCGACUUCAGCCUGCUGGACCACAAAGGCCAGGUUCGCUGCAAGGCUGACUUCCGGGGCCAGUGGGUGCUAAUGUACUUUGGCUUCACUCACUGCCCUGACAUAUGCCCGGACGAGCUGGAGAAACUGGUGCAGGUGGUGCAGCUGCUGGAAGCAGAGCCUGGUUUGCCUGCAGUGCAGCCUGUCUUCAUCACUGUGGACCCCGAGCGGGACGACGUCAAAGCCAUGGCCCGCUAUGUCCAGGACUUCCACCCAAGGCUGCUGGGUCUGACGGGCUCCACCGAACAGGUUGCCCAAGCUAGUCAGAGUUACCGCGUGUAUUACAGCGCUGGCCCCAAGGACGAGGACCAGGAUUAUAUUGUGGACCACUCCAUUGCCAUUUACCUGCUCAACCCUGAUGGCCUCUUCACCGACUACUACGGCCGGAGCAGGUCGGCUGAGCAGAUUGCAGACAGUGUGCGGCAGCACAUGGCGGCUUUCCGCAGCAUCCUGCCUUAAGCCCCUGUGGGCUGGGCUCCAUCAUUAAACGGGGUACCUUUAA